Molecule: messenger RNA, 886 nt
Organism: Cynara cardunculus var. scolymus (artichoke)
Lineage: Eukaryota; Viridiplantae; Streptophyta; Magnoliopsida; Asterales; Asteraceae
Exons: 2
Coding region: 180-596 (138 amino acids)
Source: RefSeq, a predicted model, not a curated record
AACCAAACCAUUAACACCUUCUACACUCCAAGCUUCCAUCGUCUCCAAUUCCAUUUCAAUCCCAAAUUCUUCAAAUCAAACGAAAACCCUCUUUUCGUUCUUCAAAUUUCUUUCAAACCCAUUUCUCCGAUCCUCCAAAUUCUGCAAAAAUCGCCCAAAAUUUCGAGAAAAAUCUCAUCAUGUCGUCAAUCUUUGCUUCAAAUGGGAUGGUCUUAGCGACGGCCAUGGCUGCCGUCUCCGGCACCGUUCUUCUCCUCGCCUUCCGCCUCCAGAAACAACCCACCACCGCCGUCGCCGGAGCCGCGAAAUUCUCCGUCACCCACCACCCAAGACCCUGCAUCUCCAUAGAUGGGAAGAAGAAGGUGAAAAAGAAGAAAAAGAAGGUGCACUUUGCAGAGGAUGUGAUGGAACCGAGUGGGAAUGGAGAGGAGUUUAGAAAAAGACUUCAAAGUAAGAAUUUUAAUAAAAUGAGGACUAGUUCGUCAUUAUUCAAAGAUGAAGGGGGUAAAAAGAAAAUAGUUAUGCCUGCCAAUAGGAUGGCUCUUUACGCUGGAAUUCUCAGAGACCGAGGCGUUCAACGGCUGGCUUAUUCAUGACUCUUUCUUUUCGUCCAAAUUUAGUCCUUAUUUUUGUAAAAAGUACAAGUUUGGCCCCUCAUCUUUCAUAGGAUGCAAAUUGCAUCCUUUUUUCUUGUUUCAUUAUGUUAUAACUAGUGUUGUUGGUCUUGUACUUCCUUGUACAGAUUGAGAAGGGGAAAGAAAGACAUUGUAUACAAUGUAAGGGGUACUUUUGUAAAUUUAGGAAUUCUGGAGGGCAUAUGAUGUAAUGAUAUUAUCGAAGACUUUUGUAAGAAGAUUUCUGAACAAGGGUGAUGGGUUCCCUUUAG